AUGGCUUCCACCAAUGCUACUACUCUUCUCUACCUGCUGCUCCUCUCAGCCUUCUUCUACUCAGACUAUGCUCAAAAGAGUCUGGAAGCUCAAACAGAGAUUGAAGCUCUAACUUCCUUCAAGCACAAUCUCUACGAUCCUCUUGACGCUUUAAACGGAUGGGAUUCAACCACUCCUUCCGCUCCUUGCGAUUGGCGUGGCAUCCUCUGCUACAAUGGCCGUGUUCGUGAGCUCCGCUUGCCUCGUCUACAACUCUCUGGUCCUCUCUCCGAUCGUCUUUCUAACCUGCAGGAACUUCACAAGCUUAGCCUCCGCUCCAACCACUUCAAUGGCUCCAUCCCUCCAUCCCUCUCGAAAUGCUCUCGUCUCCGUGCCCUUUACCUUCAGUACAACUCUUUCUCUGGUCGUCUCCCCGCAGUGAUUGCCAACCUAACCAAUCUUCAGGUCCUAAAUGUAGCUGAAAACCUUCUCUCCGCUGGAAUCACUGCCGAUCUCCCGCCCAGCCUCCGCUACCUUGAUCUCUCAUCCAACGCCUUCUCUGGUGAGAUUCCCCGCAACUUCUCCCCAUCGUCUGGGCUUCAGCUCAUCAACCUCUCCUUCAAUCGCUUCACCGGAGCGAUUCCGCAGACGUUAGGAGAGCUUCAGCAGCUUCAGUAUCUAUGGCUGGACUGGAAUCUAUUGGAGGGAACUCUACCUUCCGCGCUUGCCAACUGUUCUACGCUCAUGCAUUUGAGUGUUCAAGGCAAUGCGCUUCGAGGUUUGAUCCCAGUCGCUAUCGGGGCUCUUCCGAGACUACAAGUGCUUUCCCUCACACACAAUAAUCUCUCUGGUGCAGUUCCCUCUUCCGCAUUCUGCAAUGUUUCUGUAUACCCUCCAUCAUUAAGGAUCGUUCAGCUGGGAUUUAACGCAUUCACGAGUCUUGUUUCUCCUUCAGAAGCCACAUUCUACAGUGUCUUACAAGUCUUAGAUCUUCAACAGAAUCAGAUACAUGGCAUGUUCCCCUCGUGGUUAACGAAUGUGUCUACUCUAGCGGUGCUUGAUCUUUCCGGGAACUCGUUCUCCGGCAUGCUACCAGUUGGUAUCGGUAACCUCUUCAAGUUAGAAGAACUAAGGGUGGCGAACAACUCUUUUCACGGAGAUAUCCCCAGUGAGAUUCAAAAGUGCAAUUUGCUGAGCGUUCUUGAUCUUGAAGGGAACAGUUUCACCGGCGAGAUUCCUGCACUCUUGGGGAAGCUCAAGGAUUUGAAGGUUUUGUCUCUUGGGAGAAACUCCUUCUCGGGUCCCAUUCCAGCGUCUCUUGGAAGUCUUUCAGAGCUCGAAACCCUGAAUCUGGAACGUAAUAACCUCACGGGGAAUAUUCCAAAAGAACUGAUGUGGUUGGGAAAUCUAACUAUUUUGGACCUGGGUGACAAUAGACUAUCUGGAGAAGUUCCUUCUAACAUUGGGGACGUGCGGGGUUUGCUGGUUUUGAAUAUGAGUGGUAAUGGCUUCUCCGGGAGGAUUCCCACGAGCAUCGGAUCACUUUUGCAGCUCAAGGUACUGGAUUUCAGCCGGCAGAAUCUCUCCGGCGAAUUACCCUUAGAGCUUUCUGGUUUGCCUAAUCUGCAAUAUAUUGCUCUUCAAGAGAAUGCAUUCUCAGGGGAUGUUCCUCAAGGUUUCAGCAGCUUAUUGAGUUUGAGAUAUCUGAACCUGACGUCCAAUGCCUUCUCUGGAGAGAUUCCGGCAACCUAUGGAUUUCUCAGGUCAUUAACCAUUCUUUCUCUAUCCAACAAUCACAUUACCAGCUCCAUUCCUCCCGAGCUCGGCAAUUGCUCUGAUCUUGAAGUCCUUCAGCUCCGCUCAGAUGGUUUGACCGGUCAAAUCCCAGCUGAUAUCUUACGUCUAUCGAAUUUGAAGGAGUUCGACUUGGGUCACAACGAUUUGACGGGUAAAAUCCCAGAGCAGAUUUCCAGAUGUAAAUCCCUAAGGUCACUGUUAUUGAAUGACAAUCGCCUCUCGGGUGCAAUACCAAACUCUCUUUCAGAUUUAUCAAAUUUGACGGAACUGGACCUCUCUGCCAACAACUUGCAUGGGGUGAUACCGGGGAAUCUGGCCCUCCUCUCUGACUUGAGACGCUUCAAUGUAUCAAAAAAUAACCUCCAAGGAGAGAUACCAUAUAUGUUGGGUUCUCGAUUCAAUGAUCCUUCAGCAUUUGCGUUCAAUCGAGAUUUGUGUGGGAAGCCAUCGAAUAUGAAAUGUGAGAAUGUAACUAAAACGAACAAGAGGAAGAAGAAGAAGCUGAUCUUGUUGGUGGCAGUUGCCGUUGCAGGAGCUUGCCUGACGACAUUAUGUUGCUGCUGCUAUGUUUUCAGUCUCUUGCGGUGGCGGAAGCGGCUCCGACAGGGUGGAAGUGGGGAGAAGAAAAGGAGCCCAGCACGUGUGAGCUCUGGAGGAGCAGAGGGAGGUCGUGGCAGCAGAGAGAAUGGGAACGGAGGGCCAAAACUCGUAAUGUUCAACAACAAGCUCACAUACGCAGAGACAUUGGAAGCGACCAGGCAGUUUGAUGAGGAAAAUGUGCUGAGCAGGGGAAAGUAUGGGCUUGUGUUCAAGGCUUGCUUCCAGGACGGCACGGUGCUUUCAAUCCGUCGCCUCCCUGAUGGUUCCAUCGGCGAGGGAACAUUCCGAAAGGAAGCAGAGUUGCUGGGGAAGGUGAAGCACAGGAACCUAACAGUCCUCAGAGGAUAUUACGCUGGCACACCGGACGUUCGACUACUCGUGUACGACUACAUGCCAAAUGGGAACCUUGCUACUCUGCUACAAGAGGCAUCACACCAGGACGGCCAUGUCCUCAAUUGGCCAAUGCGCCAUCUCAUUGCCCUCGGGGUAGCUCGUGGGCUGGCCUUCUUGCACACGGCCUCCAUGGUUCACGGGGAUGUUAAGCCUCAGAAUGUGCUCUUCGAUGCCGACUUCGAAGCCCACCUAUCCGAUUUUGGGCUCGACCGGCUCACGGUGGCGACGCCGGCGGAAGCAUCCACAUCUUCAACCACGGUGGGAUCCCUGGGGUAUGUAUCGCCGGAGGCGGCAUUGACAGGGGAAGUGAGCAAGGGGGCCGACGUGUACAGUUUUGGAAUUGUAUUGCUUGAGCUAUUGACGGGGAAGCGGCCGGUGAUGUUUACGCAGGACGAAGACAUAGUGAAGUGGGUGAAGAGGCAGUUGCAGAGGGGUCAGAUAUCGGAGCUGCUGGAGCCGGGGCUCCUGGAGCUCGACCCGGAGUCGUCAGAGUGGGAAGAGUUCCUGUUAGGGGUGAAGGUGGGGUUGCUGUGCACGGCACCCGACCCUCAAGACAGACCAUCCAUGGCCGACAUUGUCUUCAUGCUCGAAGGUUGCCGGGCUGGCCCCGACAUUCCCUCUUCUGCCGAUCCCACCUCUUUACCAUCGCCGGCAUGAUUAUUGAU
Molecule: messenger RNA, 3434 nt
Organism: Telopea speciosissima
Lineage: Eukaryota; Viridiplantae; Streptophyta; Magnoliopsida; Proteales; Proteaceae
Product: probable LRR receptor-like serine/threonine-protein kinase At4g36180
Exons: 1
Coding region: 1-3426 (1141 amino acids)
Biological process (GO): protein phosphorylation
Cellular component (GO): plasma membrane
Molecular function (GO): ATP binding; protein binding; protein kinase activity
Source: RefSeq, a predicted model, not a curated record